AUGGAGCAGAUUAAAGGACCUGUGAAUGAUACAAUACCUCAUUUUUACCUACCACAUCACUCAGUAUUCAAAGAGACAAGCACCACAACGAAAACCAGGGUUGUGUUUGAUGCUUCGUGCAAGUCAGCUUCUGGUUAUUCGCUAAACGACACAUUACUGGUUGGUCCUGUCGUCCAACGUGACUUACUUUCCAUCGUCAUAAAGUUCCGGAUACAUCCUGUUGUAAUUGUUGCCGACAUUGAAAAAAUGUACCGGCUGGUUCACCCCGAUGAUCAGUCAUUUCAACGCAUUCUGUGGCGAUCGAGUCCAGACGAUCCCAUUUCUACAUAUCAAUUGAAGACGGUUACCUACGGUACAUCGUCUGCUCCUUACCUUGUGACAAAAACACUCCAGCAACUUGCAAAUGAUUAUGGUGGAUCAGAUUUCCACGCAGUGAGAUCACUUCGGGAAGAUUUUUAUGUCGAUGAUCUGCUCACUGGUGCAGCAGACGUAGAAUCAGUAAUCAAACUUCGUCGGGAAUUAUCCGCAAUGCUCAGCACCGCUGGGUUUCCUCUAAAAAAGUGGGCAUCUAAUGCAACUGAAGUUCUUGAGGAUGUGCCGCCAGAGGAUUUGGCCAUUCUUCCGUACCGUAGCCUCCAGGACGAGCAAGCUGUCUCCACUCUUGGUCUUGUCUGGGAACCAAAGUCCGACACACUCCGGUUCAAUGUUCAUUUGCCGCUUCCCUCUGCCGUCCUGACAAAACGAAAGGUGAUGUCAUACAUCGCACGGAUCUUCGAUCCGCUCGGACUAGUCGGUCCUACGAUUUCUAAGGCCAAACUGUUCAUGCAGCGUUUGUGGGCUCUGAAGCACAACGGCCAAAGCUGGGACUGGGACACUCCCCUCCCAUUGAAACUGCAAGAAGAAUGGAAACAGUUCCAUUCUACACUCAAUCUCCUUAGUGAAGCUCGUAUCCCGUGA
Molecule: messenger RNA, 957 nt
Organism: Toxorhynchites rutilus septentrionalis
Lineage: Eukaryota; Metazoa; Arthropoda; Insecta; Diptera; Culicidae
Exons: 1
Coding region: 1-957 (318 amino acids)
Source: RefSeq, a predicted model, not a curated record